This is a messenger RNA of Zootermopsis nevadensis, 1223 nucleotides long. The record is from RefSeq and is a predicted model, not a curated record. Lineage: Eukaryota; Metazoa; Arthropoda; Insecta; Blattodea; Termopsidae.
AGAUCAUGGACUGGAUCGAUAUGGAUCGUGGUGGGUUCUUGUAGUAAAUCUUUGGGUUCCAUGAAAUGCAUGGAAUUUCUCGACUAGUUCAGGGACUGUCGGCUUCUGAAUCGGGACUCUGUUUCAUUAAAUGUGUACAGCGGAAGACAAAUCAAUUGUAAAAACGUACGUAAUUUUCAAGUUAAUUUUCUUUACGGUUGUGUCGUGUAUUUGGAUUGCCACGAGAAUAUGAAAUCUUAAAAAAAAAGCAGCCUACGCACCGAACAAACAUGGUUUUCCCCAAACCCUCUCUGUUCUUUUCUAGAAGUAUAAAUCUGAAUAUGUACUUACAAAAAUAUUGUUUUGUUUCAAGACCAUUAGACUUCCUUCCGGCUUCAUCCGGAAACCAAGGGAAAUAUUUCUUAAGCGUUCUGGCGAUUACGGAAUAAAACGGAUGACACGCGAGCAGUUACGAGGGUCGACGAAUUCCUGAAUCCUCGAGAGAACCGAGAAUUGAGCAGCGAAAUAUUUUCCAUUGAUAUCUGAUUAUUUAUCGUUUCAGCGGGGAAUCCCACAGUCGCCUACGACGUGGCCAUUAACCCCGAGUUCUACAAGAAAACAGAAAAUAGUAAAUUAUUUCUCACUUUUCUACUUACUGUCGUCAUGGAAGGAUUAAUGGACAAGUACGGUCUUCAUCUUGCAACAGAAGAUUAUGUAAUUUUGAAGAACCGGAAGGUAAUGGGUUGUCUCCUGCCUCAUCGCGUGAGGCAGACAGGAUCAAGGAAGCCGGCGGGCCCCCUCAUCCAGGAGAUGACACCUCCCGUACACACGUCCAGUCGUCAGCCGCGGUACAGGAUCCGACGGGAACCGCCUCGAUCCGAGCCCCCUGAAUAUUUGGUGGCAGAGUUCUUUAUGAAGGACGUGACAAAUAGCCGCGACGUAACGCUGGACGUCGGAGAAGACAGAAUUGUACUGGACAGUCCCGGACGCGUCGGCCAGCAGGGCUACCAACUUGAUGCGUUCAUACCGUACUCGGUAGACCAGGACAAGUGCUCGGCAAGCUUCAACACCGAUACCAAGAUCCUGACUCUUAAGAUGGCAGUCAUUUCUGAAAGCUAGAAAGUUUCAGCGCGAGAUUAUUAAUUUCUGUCGUAUUUUCCUUUUAUAUUUCUCGGACUUAAGUGAAGUCCUCAUGUGAUGACAAUUUUUUUUUUUUGUAUUUGUUAAUAAAGACGUACAAGUAA